Messenger RNA from Durio zibethinus, 1526 nucleotides. NCBI's taxonomy places the organism in Eukaryota, Viridiplantae, Streptophyta, Magnoliopsida, Malvales, Malvaceae. The record is from RefSeq and is a predicted model, not a curated record.
ACUGGCGUCUUGGUCGGCAAUUUCCUCAGUGGCUACAAUUCCAAAGGAACAUGUAUAGUUUAGACAUCUCCCAUGCUGGAAUUUCAGGUGUCAUUCCCACUUGGUUUUGGAACCUUUCGACUUCAUUUGAAUAUCUAAACCUUUCCCAUAACCAAUUAGUCGGGGAGUUUUCAUAUUUACCGAUAAGUUGGAUUGCUGACUUGAGUUCCAACCUAUUCACAGGUCCAUUGCCACAGGCAAUAUUCUCAGAUUUGGGGGAUUUAUUUUUGUCCAAGAACUUUUUUUCAGGAUCACUUUUUAAUUUUCUUUGUAAUUCCUCAAAUAACCUGAAAGUUUUGAACAUUCUUCACGUUGAAUCAAAUCUUCUGUCAGGUGAAAUUCCAGAUUGUUGGGAAAAUAUGCCAAUGUUGGAAGUCCUAAAUUUAGGAAACAACAGUCUAACUGGGAAAAUUCCUAGAUCCUUGGGAUCUAUGCGUCUUAUUGAGUCAUUAAGCCUUCGUAACAAUAAUCUGUUUGGAGAAGUACCAUCCAUAUUGCAGCAUUUAGUUAAUAUGCUUGUUCUUGAUCUUAGUGAAAAUCAAUUGACGGGAAGUAUUCCAGCAUGGAUUGGAGACAAGCUCUCAAACCUUGUGAUUCUAAACCUCCGUUCAAAUAACUUUCAAGACUAUAUUCCUGAUCAGAUUUGUGCUCUUAAUUCUCUUCAUGUCUUGGAUCUUGGUUAUAACAACAUUUCAGGAGCUAUUCCAAAAUGUUUUAGUAACCUAAGUGCCAUGGCCACAACCCUCAACCCACACGUGGCUAAUUGGUUCUCGAGAUUCUACCCUGACAACUCGUUUUAUUUUGGUGCAUUAUUGGUGAUGAAAGGAAGAGUGGAUGAAUACAGUACCACACUCGGACUUGUUACCGGCAUAGACCUUUCAGUUAACAGUCUCACAGGAGAGAUCCCCAAAGAACUUGGUUAUCUUAUGGGACUGCUGUCAUUAAAUUUGUCAGGGAAUCUCCUAACUGGAAAGAUACCAGAGACCAUUGGUAAUAUGGAGAUGUUGGAAUCUCUUGACUUGUCCAUGAACCGACUCCAUGGUGAAAUCCCUUCAAGUUUUUCCAAUUUGAAUUUCUUGAAUCACUUCAACUUGUCCUACAACAACUUGACAGGACAAAUCCCAUCAAGCACCCAACUCCAAAGCUUUGACAAGUCUUCUUACAUUGGCAAUCAUCUUUGCGGACCUCCAGUCACUAAAAAUUGCAACAAAAAGGGCGAAGCACCUGAUGGUACAAAUGGAGGUAGUAGUGGAGGAAAGAAAACAUCAGAGGUGAAUUGGCUUUAUGUAAGCAUAGUGCUUGGAUUUGCGAUGGGGUUUUGGGGAGUAGUGGCUCCCCUUGUUUUAAUCAGGUCUUGGAGGUUUGCUUAUUAUAAAAAAUUGGAGCAAAUUGGUGACAAGCUAUGCGUGUUUUGGGCUACUAUUGAGACCAUAUUCAUUAUAUUAAUUGUGUACUCAAAAUGUGGUGAGAGAAAGGGGAGAAAAUAA